Tripterygium wilfordii is the source of this 429-nucleotide messenger RNA. RefSeq lists its product as uncharacterized. The transcript is spliced from 2 exons. The record is from RefSeq and is a predicted model, not a curated record. Bases 1 to 429 code for a protein of 142 amino acids. Lineage: Eukaryota; Viridiplantae; Streptophyta; Magnoliopsida; Celastrales; Celastraceae.
AUGUUGCUCAUCUCGAAUGGUGUGCUGAUAACAAUCGCUGGUGAUUCUUCCCAUAGAAGGUGGAGUUUCUUUCGUCAAAGAGCCAACAUUGUUGAGGAGGAGUCGAGUGAUGAUUCAGAUAAAGAUUUGUAUGCUUUUGAGCAGCAUGAAAUGCAAAAUGCUACUCAAAUACUUACCACGAUGGCAUCACCUGGUCCUGUCCAACCAAGGACAUGCAUUAACAUUCAUAGAGAUCGCGAGAUGGCUCACAAUGAUCUUGUGCGAGAUUACUUUGCACCAAAUUGUACUUAUCCUCCUCAUAUGUUUCGACGAAGAUUUCGUAUGCGACAGGAAUUAUUUCUAAGGAUCAAGGACGAUCUAGAAGCUACAUACACGUAUUUUCAGCGUCUUCCUGAUUGCACCGGACGACUGGGUUUAUCUGCUAUUUAG